GCUCGUUUGUGCAGACAUUCACCACCUUGCUUUCAUCACACCAUGGCUUCACGUCUUUUAUUUAAUUCUCGUCUCUUGAGCAAUCGUCUUAGUCGAUUGUGCUUGCGACGCGGAUAUGCUUCUCAAACCAAGAAUGCUGGCGAUCAAUUCGCUGAAGAAUCAUUUGGCGCUAAUAUUUGGCGAAACACUGUGCUCGUUGCUAUCGCCGGUGUAGUCUGGUAUCGCGUUGACCAGUAUAUUACGCAUUCGGGCGAGGAAAAACAUCCUAUCACCAAAUGGAUUGAAUAUCAUAUGACCCCUAGCGAAGAAAACGAUCGUGCCACUGAUGCUCAAUUGGAUAGAGCUGGCAAGCUUGCGGAAUAUCGACUUAUUGCACAAGAAGCUCAACGUCCUUUAAUCUACCGCAUGCGAUACCCUGAGUCUUUCGAGAUGGCUAGUCCUCGUGGCUUGACCGCGGGCACUCACGUGGAUUUAUCUGACCUCAACAUCAGAAGGGAUUAAACAGGAACCAUGCAAACAUAACUAGAAAAAAAGAUCAUGGAGCCAAUAAAAAGUAGUGUAAACAGAAAUAGGACAUCGAGCCUCCUCCUACGUUUACUGAUGCUUCGAUGCAUGGCAAACCAUUUGAG
Radiomyces spectabilis is the source of this 629-nucleotide messenger RNA. RefSeq lists its product as uncharacterized. NCBI's taxonomy places the organism in Eukaryota, Fungi, Mucoromycota, Mucoromycetes, Mucorales, Radiomycetaceae. The transcript is spliced from 5 exons. The record is from RefSeq and is a predicted model, not a curated record. Gene Ontology annotation, cellular component: mitochondrion. The coding region runs from base 43 to 501 and encodes 152 amino acids.